GUACUACUGAUAGCCAAUUGUAGUGCUGCUUUAACUGCCUCCAGGGUAAAGCAGAUUUGGCCCGUGCGUCCCCUCUCUCAACACGCAUCCAGCAGGACCUGGCGAUUGUCGUCGCGUAAAUCCAAGCGCGCUUUACACACAAAAUAUGAAUGCGCUCCAGGCAAGAUCAUUACCUUAACCCUAAUCGCAGCAUCCAUCCCUUCUUUGGAUUGAUACAGACGCGCCCUCAAAGCCGCGAUCGAUCAGCGGCCAGGCGCCUUUCCCCGUCAAUUCUAUUCGAACCUUCGGACGGAAACCCCCUCUCGCGCCACAAUGGGGAAACUCAUUCGACUUGAGCUUUUCAACUUCAAGUCCUACAAGGGCCACCAUACCCUCUUGUUUGGUGAUUCGUAUUUCACCUCCAUCAUUGGCCCAAAUGGCUCUGGUAAAUCCAAUUCUAUGGAUGCGAUAUCCUUCGUCCUCGGUAUCAAGUCUUCUCACCUCCGAUCUGCACACCUUCGGGAUCUCGUUUACCGCGGCCGAGUGAUGCAAACGUCCAAGAUUCAGGAUGACGGAACAGCAGCCCCAGCAACGAACGGCCAGGCGAACGGAUACGAGGAUGGGAACGAGGGAGAACCGUCGCAACGGGCUUCUAGGCACGACCCGAAGACUGCCUGGGUGAUGGCCGUCUAUGAGGACGACGCCGGCGACGAGCAGAAAUGGAAGCGCUCCAUUACGAACCAGGGGUCCAGCGAGUAUCGCAUCAACGACCGCAUUGUCACUGCACAACAGUAUAACCAAGCCCUCGAGGCCGAGAACAUUCUGAUCAAGGCGCGCAACUUCCUUGUUUUCCAGGGAGACGUUGAGGCCAUUGCGUCGCAAUCGCCACAGGAUCUUACGCGCCUGAUCGAGCAGAUCUCGGGAAGUCUCGAAUACAAGGCCGAGUACGAGAAGCUGCAAGCCGAGGCCGAACAAGCUGCAGAGAACCAGAAUUUUCAGCUGCACCGCCGUCGGGGGAUCAACUCGGAGAUCAAGCAAUACCAGGAGCAAAAGAAGGAGGCGGAGAACUAUCAGAAGAAGACCGAGGAUAGAGACGAAGCAGUGGUGACCUACUUCCUCUGGAAACUGUAUCACUUCCAACGGGUGAUGGAUGAUUCAAGCGCCAAAAUCCAGGAGCACCAGGAGAAUCUAAAGGAAUUCCGUCGCAACGUGGAAACCUUUGAGAAGAGGCUUGACGCCGCCAAGAAGGAGCAAGCUUCUGUCGGGAGAGAGGUCGGCAAGAUGGAACGGAGCAUCAAAACCAAGGCAAGGAGCAUCGAGGAGAGGGAGAACAGCCUCGUCCCCAUCGACGAGAAGAUUGCACAGAGCAACCAAGAUCUGGAGACUGUGAAGAAGCGGGUCAAGAUCGUAACUAAGGAGCGGGAUACGCAAUUCGCUGCCAUCCAGAAGGCGAAGAAAGAUCUGGCGACGGUGGAGAAGGCACACCAACAGUUCGACAAGCAAUGGGCAGAGACGCUCAAGCAGCAAGGGAAAGAGCUGAGCGAAGAUGAUCGCAAGCAGUACCUUGCCCUCCGAGCCGAGGCGAUGACAAAGUCGUCGGAGAAUCGCAGCAAGCUGGACAACCUCCUGCGCCAGCUAAAGAGCGACGAGGUCACCGUCAACGGCCUCAAAGGCAAAGUCGACAGCUUUGAGGCAGCGGUUGAGAAGCUCCAAGGCGAGCUGCAGGUUAUCAAGGAUCGGAAAGACGCCACGCAGGAAACAGUACGCCAGAUCAGCAACGACCUGGAUAACAAGAAGAAGGAGUUCAACAAAGUUCAAUCCGAGCGGAUACGCGUAAACAACCUACAGACGGAACUCGAUGAGAAGCUCCAGGAGGUGCUGAAGAAGCUUGCAGAGGCUGACGACGGUCGACGGCAAAACGACAGGGAGACGCGCACGAGGGAGAUGGUGAGAACGCUCAAGAACAUGUUCCCAGGGGUCCGGGGGCGCGUCGGCGAACUCUGCAAGCCGAAGCAGAAGAAGUUUGACGAGGCCGUCAUCACCGCGCUGGGCCACGACUUCGACUCCGUCAUCGUCGACACGGAGAAGAUUGGCAUUGAUUGCGUGCAGUACCUAAAGGACCAGCGUUUCCGUCCCAUGACUUUUAUCCCUCUAGACAACAUCAAGGUCAACGCGGUGAAUUCGGCGGUCAAGGGCAUCAACGGCGCUCGGCUGACGAUCGACACGAUCGACUUCGACAGUUCUCUCGAGCGUGCCAUGGCCUACGCGUGUGGGAGCUCUGUCGUCUGCGAUAACCUCGAGAUUGCUAAGAAUAUCUGCUACGUCAAGAAGAUCCAAGUGAAGGCCGUAACCAUAGAGGGUUACGUUAUUCACAAGGCUGGCCUGAUGACUGGCGGUCGGCUGCCGGAUCAGAAGGGAGGUAAGCGGCGAUUUGAAGAGCACGACGUGCAGAAUCUUCAGCGCAUGGCAGAAAAGUUUCGUGGCGAGAUCGAAAAGCUGCCCAAAGAUCGCCGCGGUGCCGCGGAGGAAGCUCUGUCGACCGACCUUGCUGGCCUAGAGCACCGCCUGAGGCUAGGGCGUGCGGAGCUCGAGGCCUUCGAGAAGAACCUGAAGAGCAAGCAGAAAGAGCUCGAGAGCGAAAAGCGGCAAUUACGCGAGUGGGAGCCCAAAUUCGAGGAGAAGAGUCGCGAUCUGGAAAGCACGAGGUCGACCGUUGCCAAGUUUGAGAAAGCCAUCGCGCAGGUCGAGGAUAAGAUCUUCUCCGCGUUCUGCAAGAGACUGGCUUACGAGAACAUCCGCGCGUACGAAGCACAGCAGGGCAGUCUCGAGCAGGAAGCCGCUCAGAAGCGCCAGGACUUUGAGCUGCAGAAGCAGCGCCUCCAGGCCUCGCUCUCCCUGGAGACCUCUCAGUACGACGAUACCAUGAACAGAGUGCAUCGCUUAGAGGCGCGCAUCAACAGCCUCAAGAAGGAUAUGGAAUCGUACAGUGCAGAGAAGGCCGAGAUCGAAGAGUCCAUGGGACAUGACCAAGACGAGCUAGACGCCCUGCAACAAAGCCUAGAAGAAGUCAAGGUUACCCACAGCCAGAAGUCACAGAAGGUGAACGAGGCAAAACAGGAGCUCCAGAAGAGAAGCAAGGACAUCGACGAAAGACUGAAGCGGAUAAGCGUGCUCGAGGCCGAGGUACAAAAGAACAGCACAAGCAAGUUUGCACUCCUCCGGAAAUGCAAGCUUGAACAGAUCCAGGUCCCGCUCCAGGCAGGGUCUAUGGAUGACAUCCCGAACGAGGACGUUCUUCUGCGCCAGGACGAGGAUGCGAUGGAUCUGGAUGAGGAAAACGAGGAGGAGAUAUUGGAAGCCGCAAUGGACGACUACGGCAUCGAAAUCGACUUUGACGGCCUGGACGCUGAUCUCAGAAAUCCCGACGAGACGGAUCUGGAUGAGAAACUCCAGGAGAAGAUCUCAACUCUGACAGCCGAGCUCGAGACUCUCAACCCGAACAUGCGAGCGAUGGAGCGCCUCGAGUCGGUCAAGUCGAGACUGGAGUCGACAGAGCAGGAUUUCGAGGACUCGCGUGCCAUAGCCAAGGCCGCCAAGGACUCGUUCGCGCAGAUCAAGAACAAGCGCUUCGAGCUGUUCAACAAGGCCUUCACGCACAUCCAGGAGCAGAUCACGCACGUCUACAAGGACCUGACACGGUCGGACGCGUACCCGCUCGGCGGGCAGGCAUACCUCGACAUCGAGGAGGACACGGACACGCCGUACCUCUCGGGCAUCAAGUACCACGCGAUGCCGCCGCUCAAGCGCUUCCGGGACAUGGAGCACCUGUCGGGCGGCGAGAAGACGAUGGCGGCCCUGGCGCUGCUCUUCGCCAUCCACAGCUACUCGCCGAGCCCCUUCUUCGUGCUGGACGAGGUCGACGCCGCGCUCGACAACGCCAACGUCGACAAGAUCAAGAAGUACAUCCGCGAGCACGCCGGGCCGGGGAUGCAGUUCAUCGUCAUCAGCCUCAAGACGGGCCUGUUCCAGGACAGCGAGAGCCUGGUCGGCGUAUACCGGGACCAGGACCUGAACAGCUCGAGGGCACUAACACUGGAUCUUCGGAAGUAUGUCUAAUUCGCCAGGGGUUCUCGUUGUUGUCGUUGUUGUUGUUGAUAUUAAAGAGGGGA
Molecule: messenger RNA, 4148 nt
Organism: Phialemonium atrogriseum
Lineage: Eukaryota; Fungi; Ascomycota; Sordariomycetes; Cephalothecales; Cephalothecaceae
Product: structural maintenance of chromosomes protein 1
Exons: 5
Coding region: 313-4095 (1260 amino acids)
Biological process (GO): sister chromatid cohesion
Cellular component (GO): chromosome; cohesin complex; nucleus
Molecular function (GO): DNA binding; protein binding; ATP hydrolysis activity
Source: RefSeq, a predicted model, not a curated record